Bathycoccus prasinos is the source of this 1776-nucleotide messenger RNA. RefSeq lists its product with no specific name. The transcript has 2 exons. The record is from RefSeq and is a predicted model, not a curated record. The coding region runs from base 1 to 1776 and encodes 591 amino acids. Gene Ontology annotation, molecular function: FAD binding. Lineage: Eukaryota; Viridiplantae; Chlorophyta; Mamiellophyceae; Mamiellales; Bathycoccaceae.
AUGAGCGAAUACAGACAGUUCUCCUCGUCGUCGUCUUUGUUUUCGCACGCGUCGACCAGAGAUGACGAAGUCACCACGGGGAACGUCACGGACGCUUUUCAAGACAAAACAAAAGACGUCGUCAUCGUCGGUGGAGGACCAACUGGAAUCGCGUUACACGCCUUGUUAUCCUCGUUCGAUGUGAAAAACGUUCUCCUAAUUGAGAGAUACUCGAACGGGCCGUCGAAACAUCCGAAAGCGCACUUUAUCAACAGAAGAACGAUGGAGAUUUUAAGGGACCGAAACGCGUUCGGAUUUGGUGAGAAAACAACCGUCGCUUCGCGCGUUAGAGAGGAAAUGUCGGAUGUCGUAAAUUGGCGGCAUUUUAGGUACGUGACUGGUAUCCUAGACGAGAAGAACGAAGAACUCGGGUCUGUGGAUCACUUUGCAACAGAACGGAUGGAAGUUGGGGAGACGACGGCGUCGACGGAAGGAGUGGCGCAUUUCCCGCAGCACCGGUUGAUGCCGAUGUUGUGGGAAAACGCAUUGGAGAAGGCGAAGAAGAGGAGGGAGAAUGAUGACGACGAUGAUGAUGACGACGCGUUCGUGAGAGGCGACGAGGUUGUUCGAGUAGAGAGGGUGAUGCGUAGUCGUAGCGAAAAGAGUUCGAGUAGCAGUCGUGGUGGUAGUAACAAUAGGUGCCGAGUGACUUUGAAAUCAGGCAAAGUGUUCGAGGCGAAAUACGUCGUCGCGUGCGACGGGGCGAGUUCAGUCGUGGCGAGAACAUUGAAUAGUGGGGGUAUAGAAACGAAGAAAAAAGGAAACAACAAAUCUUUCCCGACACAAACGUUAGGUAAUAUUCACUUUGUCAGUCGUUCGCUGGCGAAGAGAAUUAAAGAGAAAAGUAACGAAGCGAUGUUGUAUUUCGUGUUCAAUAAAAACAUCGUAGGGGUUGUCGUCGCGCACGAUUUGCGCGAGGGAGAAUUCGCGUUGCAGUUGCCGUACCACGCGCCAGUUCAGGAUUUUAAAGAAAUGUUUACGAAGAAAAAAUGCGAGAUGUUUGUUCGAAACGCGAUUUGUGGUGGUGGUAUUGAUGUUGGUGAUAAAAAUGGCGUUACACUUGACGAUAUCGAAGUACUCGACGUAAAAUCGUGGACGAUGGACGCGACGGUGGCGAAUGUCGUAAUUGACGAAGAGCGAGCGCCGAGAAUUAUCCUCGCCGGGGAUGCCAUGCACGCCUUCCCUCCCGCCGGUGGUUUUGGCAUGAACACUGGGAUUCAAGAUGCGCACAAUUUAGCGUGGAAACUCGCCAUUGCGAUACAAAAUGAACGCGAUGACGACGCGUUGUCCUCUUCGCUGCUCAACUCGUACGCAAACGAACGAAAAAAAAUAGCCUCGGAAAACAAAACGUUAAGCGUGAGCAAUUACGAACGCGUUUUAGAGAUACCAAGAGCUUUAGGUUUAGAACCUCGCGCGCUCGAUGCGCUCGUUUUCGCAUCCAACGCGUUGCCCGUGCCCCAAGCGCUGAAAUCGUUUGCGUUUGAAAAAAUCUUGAGCGCCGGACGCAUGCAAACGGUGCUUCUCGAAAACGAUAAGAAGAAUCCAUUGGGAGAGUACCGUCGCGAAGCGGUGAAACGGUUGUGCGGCACCUCGGGAGAGACGCUCAAGUUGAAAUUUCUCAACGAGGAGCUUGGAUUUUCGUACGCGAAAGGCGUCAAAGCGACAAAUCCGAACGUCCUCGCCACGAAGAUGCUCUGGAAGAAGCUCGAAAAAUGUUACCUAAAGGCGCUGCAUUAA